Leguminivora glycinivorella is the source of this 405-nucleotide messenger RNA. RefSeq names its product chorion class CA protein ERA.1-like. The record is from RefSeq and is a predicted model, not a curated record. The transcript has 2 exons. NCBI's taxonomy places the organism in Eukaryota, Metazoa, Arthropoda, Insecta, Lepidoptera, Tortricidae. Bases 32 to 349 code for a protein of 105 amino acids.
AGCUUCUGUAACGGAAGAAAUCACAUUCAAAAUGUCUCGCUUUGCUAUUCUUCUUUUGUGCGUUGAGGCUUUCCUGAUCCAAGCUGCCUUCAGCCAGCAGUGUGGCUGCAUUCAAAACUACGCCCAGUACAGCGUCCCCGUGAGCGCACCCUCCGCCAUCAGCUACGCAUCCUCGUACGGCGGGUCCGGCACCGGACAAGUCGGCGUGUCGGGCGACAUCGGCGCGAGCGGUCAGACCGCCGUCGUCGGAUCCGUGCCCGUGCUCGGCGCCGUCGACUUCGGCGGCAAGGUCGCCGCCGCCGGAUCCGUGUCCAUCUCCGGACAGUGCGGAUGCGGAUGCCAGGCUUAAGUGAUAAAGAAGAAGAGAUAUUUUUACUAUUUUUUAUAAUAAAAUGAUAUAAUUAA